AUGUUGCAAUAUCAGGCACCAAGUGAAACACUGGUUCUCAGAAAACGUAUGUUUUCAAAGCACUUUCUUAUGCGGUUAGCGAUGUACCUUUAGUUUAACACCAUAUGACAAAACGCAGCGUCUGCUGUGCUACCGCCUGCCACGCCAGAUGCCAACGCCUGUCGUUUCUUCUACCUAGUACUCGGACUUUGUUUAUUACUUUCACAACCUGUGGUGUACUCAGAAGACUCAGUUCUUUCUUGAAAUACAAGCAGGAUAACUUUCGUUUAAACUUUAAGAGGCAAUGUCUGAGAACCUCGAAAUUCGCUAAUUACACCAGGUCACUAAAAAUUCAGAAUGCUUCAAUUUGUCUCAUAUUAUACCUAAUGGGUACUUACAUAACAGUGAUACAUCAGACAAGUUUUGGUCCGGCUCCUUGGUCCCUAGUCCGAUCACGGUCACAAAAUAGGUCAAACCUGUAACUAAUUUCAAAAAAAUGCUAGCGUCUCAGACUCAACGCCAUUCGAUUUCUCGCAUCUUUUUAAGCAUUUUUCAUGUUGGCACCAAAAAUUUAUCACCUUUCCUUCAUGGAGAAAUUUCGGAUUUUUCGUGAAAAAGUUGAGUUGUUGUGCAGUUUUUCCUCCGUGGUGAAAAAUUUUUUUUGCACUUCAUAGCCACGAUUUUAUUUCAAAUUCAUAAUCUACGGACAAUUUUACGUCGAUAUACCAUACUGUCGCACAUUUGCCGAUUGACAUCAAAGGAGUUUUUUUCAAAAGUUUGAUCCGGUCUCAAAAAAAGUUUCUGUUCUGCUUUUGGAAAAACUUACAGAAACAAGGGAAUUCCUGUUUAUAGACGUUUUUUUCAUGCUAAAAAAACUGUAAUUCUGUUAUGUAUUCGUCAGGUACAGCUUUGUAAACGUAGCGUUUAAAAACAUGUUGAAAUUUUUUUGUCAGCCGGAUAGAUUUUUUUCGAGAUGUGUUCGCUUUUACCCAAUAUUUUAUGCUUUCUCUCGUUUUUAUUUUUCAAUGUUCAUCUUACUUUUUGUGAAGCAUUUAUUUGGUCGUUCUCCGAUUGAUUCAAGAACGGUAAACAAGAAGUACAUAUUAUAGGGGCACCGCACAGAAAUGGCGCUCUGUUGAGAAACUCUUUUUGCAGUUCAAAUUGAGCGACCUCGGGACCGAGUUUGAAAAGUUAGGCCAUAUUUUCAGUAGAAAAUUACUUCGCGGCCUAGAAAUUCGACCAGAUUGCGAACAGCGCGCCUUUUUCCGUCCGGUGCCCCUAUAAUACACAUGGGGCAACACUCAACAACAAAAAAAUACAUCAAAUAGGUAUAAAAAGCACAAAGCAAAUUUUUGUGUAGCUAUUCUUCUUACUAUUUUUCAAACUGCUGAUAUUAUUAGAUGGUCAAUAUUACAGAUUAUAAUGAAACUCAUUGUAUUCCUGAUUGUACAGUUGCUCUUGCAGUGGUCAAUUUGUUCCGUAAAGUAAUUUGAAGUCAUUGACUGGAACAUACGAGUUCCAACAUGCCGGAUACACUUCAACUGUGAUUGGGUCUAUUGAUGAAGAACGAAAUGCUGUACUGUCGCAGAAGCAGACCAAGUUUUUGGUACUUUCCGGAAUGUACUAAGUCAACUGAUUCUCAAAAACACUGCUUGCAUUGAAGAAGAAGAUGAAAAAUGAAGUGGAAAGCGAUGAAGUGAGACCGCGGUACGAAGACGCUUUGGAAAAAGAUAUUUACAUGCCCAGAGGAAGGAUGCUCAGCUACAUUUUUGAGAUAUUCAAGCGUGGUCAAGCAUGUUGAACGUGGACAACAUAUGAUUCGACCUGAACGGCAGACACUUCGUGAUUUUUCAUUGAAAUAAUUUAUUCGUGGUUUGGAAGAAGUGGUCAAAAAGUUGCCCAAUAAUUUCGAAUGCUGUGAAAAAACUGAAGGAGACGAACGAGAAGACGGAAUUGGAGGACGGAUGGGUACUUCAAGUAAGAAAUGUCAACAUGCGGAUCCGAGAAUUGUUGAAAAGAGAAUGGCAGAAGCUAGAAAUCCGGACGGUUCUAAGCGGUUUUCAGUGGAUCAAAGGAAAGACUUCCGUCAGAUUGCCGGGUUCUUCUCCCGUGAAGCAGCGAAAAGGCAAUCAAAAGCAGCAUGAUCGCGACGCGCUCAAGAAAUGAAGGAUGACUCGUGGAAGGAUGUAGUUUUUUUCACUGAAAAAUGUGGCCUAACUUUCAAACUCGGUCCCGAGGUCGCUCAAUUUGAACUGCAAAAAGAGUUUCUCAACAGAGCGCCAUUUCUGUGCGGUGCUCCUAUAAUAUGUACUUCUUGUUUACCGUUCUUGAAUCAAUCGGAGAACGACCAAAUAAAUGCUUCACAAAAAAAGUAAGAUGAACAUUGAAAAAAAUAAAAAAACGAGAGAAAGCAUAAAAAUAUUGGGUAAAAAGCGAACACAUCUCGAAAAAAAUCUAUCCGGCUGACAAAAAAAUUUCAACAUGUUUUUAAACGCUACGUUUACAAAGCUGUACCUGACGAAUACAUAACAGAAUUACAGUUUUUUUAGCAUGAAAAAAACUUCUAUAAACAGGAAUUCCCUUGUUUCUGUAAGUUUUCCAAAAAGCAGAACAGAAACUUUUUUUGAGACCGGAUCAAACUUUUGAAAAAAACUCCUUUGAUGUCAAUCGGCAAAUGUGCGACAGUAUGGUAUAUCGACGUAAAAUUGUCCGUAGAUUAUGAAUUUGAAAUAAAAAUCGUGGCUAUGAAGUGCAAAAAAAUUUUUCACCACGGAGGAAAACUGCACAACAACUCAACUUUUUCACGAAAAAUCCGAAAUUUCUCCAUGAAGGAAAGGUGAUAAAUUUUUGGUGCCAACAUGAAAAAUGCUUAAAAAGAUGCGAGAAAUCGAAUGGCGUUGAGUCUGAGACGCUAGCAUUUUUUUGAAAUUAGUUACAGGUUUGACCUAUUUUGUGACCGUGAUCGGACUAGGGACCAAGGAGCCGGACCAAAACUUGUCUGAUGUAUCACUGUUAUGUAAGUACCCAUUGGGUAUAAUAUGAGACAAAUUGAAGCAUUCUGAAUUUUUAGUGACCUGCAGUUUUUGAACUUCUCAGACAUUGCCUCUUAAAUCCUCCUUUUCUUUCUCUCAUAUAUUCUAGUUGCAGGAGUCAUCAGUGUCAUGAAGUGGUUCAUCCUCAUUCUUUUUCUACAUGCACUUGCCGUGGCAGACCAGAUCUCAGAGCAACUAUGCGCUUCUCCUAAUGCCCAGCAGAGUUGUGGACAAUGUAUCAAAGCUCAUGCUGACUGUGCUUGGUGCAUAGACCCAGUAUGUCUAGUUGAAACCUUUUCAUUUCUAUUUUUUAAUUUUCAGCACUCUACUCUGAUCGACCGGUGUCAGUUAAGAACCAAGUUCACCAACGAAACGUGUACACCUCAUUUGAUAUACUCUCCGCAAAUUGCACAGACAAAGGUUCAACAGGUAAUCAUAGAUUUUACUGCGUUCUAAACUGUGUUGUCAAUUUAGAAUUUACCUCUUGAAACAAAACAGCAUGAUGGAAAGACGUUUGUGCGGUUGCAACCUCAGGCUGUUUCAGUCCGUUUGAUGCCCGGUUGGUUGAUUUUUCCGCAUUCUAUUGCUCUUUUCAAGUCUUCAGGUCACUCUUCUACUGUUUCUUUCAAAUACCUACAUCAAACUGACCCAAAACGUCGACCUGCUGAGCCAGAGGUUAUGGAAAUUCAAACAUCGGAUGUCAGAGAGUUACCACUCGCACUUAAAUUUUUUUUAGAUUGCGACGGGUUUGUUGAUUCUUUUGUGUAUUAUAUGUUUCAGUCUGUUUUAAGAGAGUUGAAGGAAACAAAGUCGUGCGCAGUAAAGAACAAUCAAAUUAUUGAGUUCAAAAUUGAGGUGAGACCGGAGAAUUCAUCGUGAAAUCAAAACGAUAGUCAUGCAGAUUUUUGUAAACUCGUGUUCAAAAACUGGAGAUAUCACAUUGUCGGUCGGAGUGUUAGGACAACGAACAAUUGCUGGGCUCUACGUCACAACAAUCUGCGGUUGCGAGUGUGAAAAACACCCGGUUAGAUAAUUCUUACUUUUGUGAAAAAAACCGGAAAACUGUUCAGGAGAUCAACUCGAGAUUGUGUCAUCAGAAUGGCCAUCUGGUGUGUGGUCAGUGUGUCUGUGACCAAAACAGAGGUGGAAACAAGUGUGAAUGUCCAUUGGCUCUGCAUGGAGUCACUUCAGCUCUUGCUCUUGAGGACAAAUGCAGAUUGUAUCAGAGAAAUUGUUUUAUAAUGAAAACUGUUAUUUUUAGCAACUCAACACAACCCGUUUGUGGCAAUGUCGGCAAAUGUAAAUGUGGACAGUGCGAAUGUUCCAAGCCAACGGUAAGGCUAAUGCCAAAAAGUAUAACCAACGUUUUCAAUUUGUAUCUUCUUGUACAGACAACCGGAAAGUAUUGUCAAUGUGACAAUGAUAGCUGUCCCGUCUCCCCCAACGGAAAAAUCUGCUCAGGAAACGGUGUGUGUGAUUGUGGAAUUUGCAAGUAA
Messenger RNA from Caenorhabditis sp. 36 PRJEB53466, 4507 nucleotides. The record is from the annotation of a GenBank genome assembly. NCBI's taxonomy places the organism in Eukaryota, Metazoa, Nematoda, Chromadorea, Rhabditida, Rhabditidae.